Molecule: messenger RNA, 2196 nt
Organism: Heterostelium album PN500
Lineage: Eukaryota; Evosea; Eumycetozoa; Acytosteliales; Acytosteliaceae
Product: TH1 family protein
Exons: 12
Coding region: 1-2196 (731 amino acids)
Biological process (GO): negative regulation of transcription elongation by RNA polymerase II
Cellular component (GO): nucleus; NELF complex
Molecular function (GO): RNA binding
Source: RefSeq, a predicted model, not a curated record
AUGGCUAUUGCACACGCAGCUACUCAAUGCUCAUUUAGAAAUGGACAAGAUAAGUAUGAUUUUAGUGCAUUAGCAAAUCCAACAGGAUAUUCAUUAAAAUAUUUUGUGGGCUAUUUUUAUUAUUGGAAUAUCUGUGAGACUAGCCCAGGUUGUUUGACCCUUUCCCCAAAUGCAGUUAGUUGUGUCACAUCGCAAAUUUAUGGUUACCUCGAUAACGUUACAAUCACAGCUCUACCCGAUCCAAAUACACAGGGUGCUGUUAUCACCUACCAAGGAGAUUUAUGUCCGCAUGAAAUAGUAAGAACAACAAGAAUCUUACUCCAAUGUUCGGAUGGCGACACUCAAUUUGUUUCCUUCCAUGAGACAACAACCUGUGUCUAUGAAAUUGUUAUGACCUCCAAGUAUGCAUGUCCAAUUAAUGGUAAUAGUACAAGUACUGACGGAAUUCAAUCACCAACAUCAUCACCAACACUUUCACCGUUGUCACCCACCAGUUUACAUUCGGCGGUCGGUACGACUUCAACUACUUCAUCAUCAUCAUCAUCAUCGAGUACAUUGUCAAAGAAACAACAACAAUUACAACAACAACAGAUCAAUGCAAUCGAUCCAACUACACCCGAGGGUAUCAAACAAAAAUGUGAAUCAAACUUGCAACUACCAGAUUCCAUCAUGUCGAUCGAUGUCGCACAGACAAUGAAAGACUAUAUUACCAAUGGUGGUUCUCCACCUGAUGUAAUUAGAUUAUUAAGCGAAAACUAUAGAGGAUAUGCUCAGAUGUGUAAUCUUUUGUGUGAUUGGCUAUCAGUGACCGGAAUGAGUAAGGACGCAAUACAAUCUACAUUCAAAAGUCAUCUAAAAGAUAUUAUCAUGGAGAAGUUUGAUCCAAAGAAAGCAGAUACUAUAUUUUCAUCAUCACCUCCACAAUGGUUAGAUGAAAUGAUAACAGACCCUGAUUGGAGAUCAUUAAUAUAUCAACUAUCGGAAAUACACAAGAAUUGUUUAAUGUUAAACUUUGCAAUUCAAAAAAUAUCAGAUGCAGGAUAUCAAAAUGAAAUAGCAUCACUUAGUACUGCAUCCACCUAUUUUAGUGUAUUUAAUAAGGUUUUACUAGAUUCGCUGAUACAAUUGAUUAAGUUAGAUGAAAUAGAAUUACAAGAAUCAAUAUCAGAGUUUAAAAAAACAUGUUGUAAUAGUCAACAUACAUAUUUAUAUGCACAGGCAUUGAUACAUAAUCUAUCACAGACCUAUCCUAAUCUCAAGAGAAUCGCUCAAGAGUUGGAAUUGGAGGUAUUCGACAAGAGCAAAGUAGCAAGAAAGAUAUCAUUAAUGAUGUCAAACAUAUCAUCCUAUCCUGCAAUCUAUGAGAGUAUCAGCUCAAUACUAUCUAGUAAUACUGCAUCUACUGGUGAUAUUAUAAAGUUAUAUAAUGAGUAUAGUAAACCAAAUGUACCACCAGUUGAAUUCCUUAGAAUACCAGCAUUGCUAGAGUUACUACUGAAUGACUUGUUCAAUCCAACCAAGAAUCUACAACAGAAUAAAUCAAAGUGGAUCUAUAUCGUUGCAUUCUGUGUGAGUGUACCCAACACGACAACAUCACUCGACAGCAUCAAAGAGGAACUUAACGAAACGAUCAGAGCAAUCGAUAAAGUACAAUCGAUUUGUCAAUCAAAUCCUUUAGGUUCUGAACUUCAAAACGUCGUACCAAUAUUAAAAGAAUAUUUAGAAUUACCAAUUAUAUCAAUGGGAAUACUUCAAUGGAUACAAUCAAAUCUUAUGAACAAAACAAAUAUUUCAAGUUACAAUACAUUAUGUACACCUGUUUAUUUUGAAUUUUUAAGAGAAAUAUGUUUAAAACAUCCAUUACAUAGACAGGUAAUUCUAAGAAUUUUAGUUAACUUUUUCGAAUUGGAAACUGAUUUGGAUGCUUUAGCUGCUCUUGAAAUGAGAAAAACCAUUAUAGAUAAUAUUGUAUUUAUUUUUUGUUGUGGAUAUGUCAUUCCAGUGCUGAAUGUAAUCAGAGAUUGGGCGCCAAAGAUCGAUCCUUCGCUUGUUCGAUAUUUUAUCAAUCAAGUAAUCGAAAUGAUAGAACCGCCCUAUUCGAAAUCCUUUAUCAAGUCAAUGACAAACAUUAUUGAAAUUGUUAAUCCACAUCUAUCGGACAACAAAGAAAAUGUACAAACAUUCUUGGAUCAAUAG